ACGCCCUGUGCCCUCUUCAACAAAACACCCGGAUGGAGUCGUACUUCCGAGUCUCGUCAGCUUCUCAGCGUAAGGCUGGGCGCGGGAAGGAGGCGAGGCAGCGAGCUGGGCGGGCCGGAGCCGGGGAAGUGGGCCGCGAGUGGGCUAGGGCAGGAGGAAAGGGAAAGUGUGUUGGAAGACUGGAAGCUGUUUAUUUCGAUUCUUAUAAUUGUUAGUCCUUCUGGGGGUCGGCCCACUUGCAGUAACAAACCUGGAACUCACUUCGACCCCUGGAGUGUAAGCGGCGUGCGGGAGCCGAUGUUUCCCCUGAGUGCCCCUUUGCUCUGUUCCCACCCCGCCACGUGCGCAGACAGGCAGGGCGGUCCUGAAGCUUCCAACAAGGUCAGAGACGCUGUUCAGACGCUGCUGCUGUGGCUUAGGCGAGGAGCAGCCCGGUCUGACUCGUGCGUUUUUGCUCGCUACUGCCAGAACGUAAUUUCUGUUAGGACUCCCCAAGACCUCAGACCUAACAGACCCACAGCCUGCCCCUUGUGUGGUUCUGUCUUCGUCAGAGCGUUUGCCCCCGAAUCGCACGUCCUCGGCACCAAAGAGCAGGGAGUCCGUUUCUCAGAGCUCUGCUGUGCUCGUGAAAACCCGGUUACAUACCUGAAAUUCCUGUAAUAAGGGACAAAAUGGUGAAGCUCUUGAUUGGAGACUAAGGAUGGAGUUGACGCCAUUUAGAAUGCUCAGAUUCAAGAGGCAAGCACAAAGGAGAGUUGAUGAUGGGUCCUGAGCAGGGACAGCUGGAAAAGCAGUAUUCUGUGCUUCACCGUCUACACAAUGAAUCCCAGUAUGAAGCAGAAACAAGAAGAAAUCAAAGAGAAUAUAAAGAGUAGUUCUGUCCCGAGAAGAACUCUGAAGAUGAUUCAGCCUUCAGCAUCUGGAUCUCUUGUUGGAAGAGAAAAUGAGUUGUCCACAGGCUUGUCCAAAAGGAAACAUCGGAAUGAUCAGCUAACAUCUGCAACUUCCAGCCCUGGGGUUAUUGUCCCAGAAUCUAAUGAAAAUAAAAAUCUUGGAGGAAUCACCCAGGAGUCAUUUGAUCUUAUGAUUAAAGAAAAUCCAUCUUCUCAAUAUUGGAAAGAAGUGGCAGAAAAACGAAGGAAGGCGCUGUAUGAAGCACUUAAGGAAAAUGAAAAACUUCAUAAAGAAAUUGAACAAAAGGACAAUGAAAUCGCCCGCCUGAAAAAGGAGAAUAAAGAGUUGGCAGAAGUAGCAGAACAUGUACAGUAUAUGGCAGAGCUAAUAGAGAGACUGAAUGGUGAACCUCUGGAUAACUUGGAAUCACUGGAUAGUCGGGAAUUUGAUUCUGAAGAAGAAACUGGUGAGGAUUUUGAAGUGGAAGACUCAGAAAUUGGCACUUGUGCUGAAGAAAUUGUAUCUUCCUCUACAGAUGCAAAGCCCUGUAUAUGAAAUGCAUUAUUAUUUGACUGUUGAGAAUUUUACUGCCAAAGUUUACCUCCACUAGUUCUUUGUAGCAGAGUACAUAACUACCUAAUGCGAACUCUGGAAUCAAGCUUCCUUGUUUGAAUCCUGGGACCCUAUUGUAUUAAAGUACAAAUACUAUGUAUUUUUAAUUUACGAUGCUUUAUGUAAAUAGGAUUUUCUCAGUUGUCAGGCAUGACAUGCAUAUGACUAAAUAAACUUCAAACUCCUGUUGAACAUGUGUACAACUUAGAAUAAUACAAGGAGUCUGUGUAGAAAA
Saimiri boliviensis boliviensis (Bolivian squirrel monkey) is the source of this 1741-nucleotide messenger RNA. RefSeq names its product geminin DNA replication inhibitor (gene GMNN). The record is from RefSeq and is a predicted model, not a curated record. Gene Ontology annotation, cellular component: nucleus. Gene Ontology annotation, biological process: negative regulation of cell cycle; negative regulation of DNA replication. NCBI's taxonomy places the organism in Eukaryota, Metazoa, Chordata, Mammalia, Primates, Cebidae.